AUGUCAUUUAUGAACGAUCAUUAUUCACAACACAAACGGUUCAAUACAUCAAACGAAUUGGCUCAAGAAAAUUAUUUUAUUGGUAAAACUGAAGAACGAAUAAAUAUUGUUGAAGAAGAGUUAAAUCAGCCUCCGGAUGAUAUUCUAUCUUCUAAAAGUUUCAAUCAGUAUAACUUGAUUCAGACGAGUUUAAUAAUACUUCAUAAAAUGUUCAAUAUACGAUCUCUUUUUGUUUUUUUUGUAGUUCAUACACUUUUUGCAGUUUUUCAAAGUGCAAUGGCAGUAAGAUUUGAAAGGAAGUAUUGGAAUAUGAGUUUAACUUUACUUCUUCUAUGUAAAAUUAUCUUAUGCAUGUGCAUACAGUGGUUAAUUUGUGUUUAUAUACAUAUGUAUGGAUACAUGCGUCAUUUUGAUCAGUAUUCAUUAGAAAGUAGAUGGAUAAAGGAAUCCACGAAUAGCUCAUUAAUCAAGCGUUCAGCUCCGCCAUCAAAACAAUUUUUUCCAUUACAUAUAAGAGAUUAUUUCAAUGGUAACGAUUCAGGCGAUUUACUAAAUUAUUCAGAAAUUGUAAUAGUUAUGUUUUAUGCAUCAUGGAGCCUAGAAUGUUAUCAAAUGCGCCCAGUGUUUCUUGAGGUGGCUAGAAGUUUUCAUAACAAUAACGAUCUUUCUUUUGCUGCCAUUAAUUGUUUUGCACCACAGGGAGAAUGCAAAAAAACUUUUAAAGCCAAUCAUUUCCCAGUAAUAGCUGCAUUUAUUGGGAAAAUAUUCCUUGUAUAUAGAGGUGAAUCCGGUGCAGAUUAUUUAAGGAGGAAUAUAAAUAUGAUUCCGGAUCAUGAAAGAAUAAUCUUUUAUACCUCUAAUUUGAUAUCAUUUGUUAUAUACUGUACAUGCUGUUGCAUAUGCAAUAAUAAAUGGAUUUUGCACAUUCGAAGUUCAAUGAAACGACUUACGAAUAAGAAGGAAAUUACCGAAUUUUUGCUCGAAUAUAAUUGUGCUAUUUUUUCAUUUUAUCCUCCUGAGACUGAUUUCCAACAGUCAUCUUCUUAUAAAAAAUAUUUAUAUGCAUCUUUAUAUUUUUCGCAGUAUGAUCAUUUGCUUGGUCAUGUAGGUUUUGCAUUAAUAACAAAUCCGAAAUUAGCACGAUUUCUUAAUAUAACUGUUGGGCAGAUUCGUCUUAAUUCUUGUAAUUACACAGUCGAUUAUUCCUUUAAUCUAAAUUUUUCUGCUAUAGAAAUAACGACAUGGAUUUUAAAGCAGAACUGCUCUUCUCAUGGCCUUCAGUGGAUUUCACCAGAUCCAGAGCUUAUUGUCAAAAAUCACCAAUUACAAUUAAUCUUAAAGCAAGGACCAACGGUUAUGUUGUUUACCAAACGAGAAGUACUGUAUCCUCACAAAUCACAUCUGUCACUAGUUGAGCAGGCAGCCAUUGAAUAUAGUUCAUGUUUUACUGGCAAUGAUUUGCAUUUUCGUUUAAUGGCGCAGAAACGUGAAAUUUCAAGGCGUAGACGGUCGAGUAUCAUCAAAAGAGACAAAAGUUAUUGCAAGAACAUGCAGACCUAUCGCAGUGGGGUGAUUACAUGUUGUCUAUUAAGUAAAAAAAUCAUUCUCUCAAAGUGUUCGAGAUACGAUCUGCUUAAUGAAAAUCCUGGUGUAUGUCCCAAAUUAAAUAUAGUUCGUUAUAAUUAG
Dracunculus medinensis (Guinea worm) is the source of this 1686-nucleotide messenger RNA. Lineage: Eukaryota; Metazoa; Nematoda; Chromadorea; Rhabditida; Dracunculidae. The record is from the annotation of a GenBank genome assembly.